Molecule: messenger RNA, 264 nt
Organism: Rotaria sp. Silwood1
Lineage: Eukaryota; Metazoa; Rotifera; Eurotatoria; Philodinida; Philodinidae
Source: the annotation of a GenBank genome assembly
AUGUCACAAAAUAAACAGAAAAAAAAUGGUAAAAAUGAACAUGAUAAUGGCAAAUUGCAAUUAAUCCUUAAAGAAGAAGAUCCAUCGUAUGCUCAAGUACCAUGUAUUUUAAGUAACAGUUGUAAAGAAGCUUUUAUAUUUGCCAAGUACGGAGGACAAAAAAAAAUGUUUAUCUUAUAUUCACAAGAAGAUACGAAAAAGCUUAUUCGUUGUUUACAACUCAAUGGAACAAGUACAACAUUUGUUGUUUAUGGUUCUUUAUAA